Molecule: messenger RNA, 2434 nt
Organism: Juglans regia (Persian walnut)
Lineage: Eukaryota; Viridiplantae; Streptophyta; Magnoliopsida; Fagales; Juglandaceae
Product: high mobility group B protein 15-like
Exons: 7
Coding region: 444-1580 (378 amino acids)
Molecular function (GO): DNA binding
Source: RefSeq, a predicted model, not a curated record
AAAAUAAGUCCUACCCUUUUCUUUAUUCUUAUAAUAAUAGAGGCUUUUAGGCUUAAGAUUCAAUCCUUAAUGUUAUUUCAUUUGGCAUACGAAAUCAUUGCACUGUUGUCUCCAACUUCCCUUUUCUUCACAAGAUUGUCUUUAUCUAUUCACACUUGAGCUAUUCCCAUAUUUCCAGCUUCUGCAUGAAGGUAAGAGUUUUUGGCAAUAUCUUUGAUCGUUUUUCUUCGAUUGAAUCUUUUACUCUUCGUAUGCCGUUGGUUUUACCUGCAAUUGCUGGCCUUUUCUUGAUUUUCAAGUAUUCCUUUUUUCUUUUUUUCUUUCGUUUCCUGCUCUCGCCUGUGUUAACGUUUGCUCUGCAGUGAAGAAAGUAAAUAGUGAAGUGGUUGGCGGUUGAACAGGGAAGGGCGGAGGAAGGUUGAGCUUGUGGGAGGGAGUAGACAAUGGCAUCGGCUUCUUGUGCCAGGAGUCCAUUGCCCAUGAAAGAAGCAUCCUCUAAUUAUUCUCCUUACCCUCAACCUCUUGCAAAAUAUGACGAUGUUGCAGCCAGUCCUAAGCUCUUCGCGGAUACUUUGGAGAAACUUCAUGCUUCCAUGGGGACUAAGUUCAUGAUUCCCAUCAUUGGAGGUAAAGAGCUAGAUUUGCAUCGACUUUUCGUGGAGGUAACUUCUCGUGGGGGUAUUGAAAGGAUUAUUAGGGAGAGAAGAUGGAAAGAAGUGACUGCUGUUUUCAACUUUCCUUCAACGGCUACAAAUGCGUCUUUUGUGCUGCGAAAGUACUAUGUUUCAUUACUUCACCACUAUGAGCAAAUAUAUUUCUUUAAGGCUCGGGGAUGGGUCCCUAUGUCUAAUGAUUGUUUGAUGAGCCCACCCAGAACUCCAGUUCCAGCAUCAAGAACAGAAUCCUUGCAGGCAACACCAGAAAAUCAAGCAGAAAAAAGAAUAAAUACUGCAGAAUUGGCAGGAGCAACAGCAGCUUCAACUGUGGUAGGGGUCAUUGAUGGGAAAUUCGAAAGUGGGUACCUUGUUACUGUCACAAUAGGUUCAAAGAAGCUUAAAGGUGUCCUUUAUCAUGCACCACAGAACACCGUGCAGAAAUUGCCACAGAACUAUGGUGUCUUUGCUAGCAAAAAUGACAGUGCUUCUGCUAUACCGGGAACCCAUCGACGCCGCCGCAGGAAGAAAUCUGAAAUAAAAAGGAGGGACCCAGCGCAUCCAAAACCUAACAGAAGCGGCUAUAAUUUCUUCUUUGCAGAGCAGCACGCAAGACUGAAACCACUGCAUCCAGGGAAGGACAGAGAGAUUAGUAGAAUGAUUGGUGAACUGUGGAACAAGUUAAAAGAGUCUGAAAAGGCUGUUUAUCAGGAGAAAGCUUUUAAAGAUAAAGAAAGAUAUAGAUCAGAAAUGGAGGAAUACAAGGAGAGAUUAAGGACUGGUCAAGUCAUCAGUGAUGCAGUGCCACUGCAACAGCGGCUUCCUGGACAGGAUGUGGUAAAUACAGUGGAUGAAGAUGCGGAGAUUGAAGAUAAUGAGGAAGGGGAGUCUCCUCAUACACCUGACAAUGCGAGCUCAGAUAAUUGAUUCUGAAUAUGAUAAAGCGGGAUAUAUCUCUAGAAGUAAGAGUAGGUGCUGAAGCUAGUAAUGUGCAUAAGGAGACCUUGCCUGAGGAGAGAGGAUUUUGAACUACAGAAGAUGUUGAAGAUGAUAACUUUGAGAAGGUUGGUGAAGAAAUCGUUGGAUUCUGAGGCUUAAAAAGAAACAGAGUACCGAGUGAAGAACAUUGAAGUAGUUCCACGCAAGUUAUUAAUGACUUUUGGUAUCUAAGUGGGAAAAAACUUAGGCUAUACAUUUUAUCAGAGACUACUGCUACCUAACAAAGAUUGAAGUCUUUUUUCUACCCAAAAUAGGUUUGUGUUUCUUUAUCCAGUCGGCUUUUCCUUAACCGUAGAUGAAUUCAGAAACACUGUGUUAGUUCCUUCUAUCUGUAAAUUGUGUCAACUCAGUUACUUUCGGAUAGAGAGAGUUUUGAGGCUUUGGCAGACUACACGGUACACAGGCAGUUUUGUAGCAAAUGAGAAUUUUGAUGCAGUUCUUGAGCUAAGUAUUUGGUUUGUCUUCUAGUUCUGAUACUCGAUGCCUUCUAGGAGGCAUAUACAUCAUUAGUAUAUUACAGCACUGUCUGAUCGAGGUUGGGGUAUGUAAAACGGCAGAUGUAUGUUACAGACCAUUUGUUCGUUUUCUGUUUAUGUUAUUGAACGGCCUGUCGGGCUGUCCUUUAGAAGUUCUGAACCGUUGAUAGGAUUAAAGAUAGACUUUUCCUUUCAAAUGGCGUGUGUGUGUGUGUGUACAUAACUUGUUUAAGGAGUAAGUUGUAAUUUACUACCUUGUUGAAAUUCAACUUCUAAGUUCAAUGAAACAUGGAUGACGUGACAUGA